Messenger RNA from Abrus precatorius (Indian licorice), 1532 nucleotides. RefSeq names its product probable beta-1,3-galactosyltransferase 14. Gene Ontology annotation, cellular component: Golgi membrane. The transcript is spliced from 7 exons. The record is from RefSeq and is a predicted model, not a curated record. NCBI's taxonomy places the organism in Eukaryota, Viridiplantae, Streptophyta, Magnoliopsida, Fabales, Fabaceae. The coding region runs from base 139 to 1146 and encodes 335 amino acids. Gene Ontology annotation, molecular function: hexosyltransferase activity.
GAGAUUCAGUUUAAGUUGGACGCAUGCUCAUUGCUCAGUCACCCUCUCCCUAACAACUCCGUGUACGCGCGUGCCAUGAACGAAGCCUCCACCAUCACCAUAGACCCCAACCUUGCGGGGUGUUCCAUUCCAUGAACCAUGCCUUCUUCCCCGAAAUCCUACUCAUCCUACGCGCGCCAAGCCACGCCCUUCUCUUCACGCAGAUCCACGCUCUUCAUCGUUCUCUCCGCGCUUUUCCUCUUCGGAAUCGUCGCGUUGCUGAGGCCGUUUGGAGGUUACCGGUGCGAGAGUCCUCGCCCACGAUCGGUUCGGGUGGUGUGGGAGCACGCGCGUGGAAGCAAUGAGGUUGGCGAUAGGCACAAGGUGAUGGGGUUUGUGGGUAUUCAAACGGGGUUCGGAUCCGUUGGGAGGAGAGAAGCGUUGAGAAAGACUUGGUUUCCCUCCGAUCGCCAAGGCCUUCAACGCUUGGAAGAAGCUACUGGGUUGGCUUUUAGGUUUAUCAUUGGUAGAACAAGUGAUAAAGCAAAGAUGUCUGCGCUUCAGAAGGAAGUAGCAGAGUAUGAUGAUUUCAUUAAGUUGGAUAUCCAAGAGGAGUACAGUAAGCUCCCAUACAAAACGUUAGCUUUCUUCAAGGCUGCUUAUGCCCUUUUUGAUGCUGAGUUUUAUGUCAAAGCUGAUGAUGACAUAUAUUUAAGGCCAGAUCGUCUAUCAUUACUAUUGGCAAAAGAGCGAUCUCACCCUCAAACUUACAUAGGAUGUAUGAAAAAGGGACCUGUUUUCACUGAUCCAAAACUCAAAUGGUAUGAGCCACUGUCAUUUUUACUUGGAAAGGAGUAUUUUCUUCAUGCUUAUGGUCCGAUAUAUGCUCUUUCUGCUGAUGUCGUCUCAAGCUUGGUUGCUCUUAGAAAUGACAGUUUCCGGAUGUUCAGCAAUGAAGAUGUUACUAUUGGAGCUUGGGUGCUUGCGAUGAAUGUCAAUCAUGAGAAUAAUCAUGAACUGUGCGCUACAGACUGUACAGCCACAUCUAUUGCUGUGUGGGAUAUUCCGAAGUGUUCAGGCCUAUGUAAUCCAGAAAAGAAAAUGUUGGAACUCCAUCAAAAGGAGACCUGCACUAAAAGCCCAACUCUGGAAUCGGAUGACGAAUAGAAUUUGUGGGUAUAUUAUAAAGCAAAGUAAGCUCACAAGGUAGUAGAGGAAUUGCUUGUUCAUGUUAUUUCUUACUGCCACGAUAUGCUGCCACUACCAUUCUACUUUUGAUUUUUCUAUUUUUCCUUUCAUCCUGUUAGACGACAGGUUGCUGUGUUUUAUUUCUUUUUUUUUUCUCUCUCUGUCAUAUUCUUCCCUUUGUAUACUAGGAGAGAGUAGCAUUGAGCGAUAUGAAGGAGCUUCUUCAGGGAAGAUAUUUUAUAUAGAUGAAAAAAUAGAUACACGUUACGGAUGAUGAGAUCACGAUAUCAUUGUUAAUUGACUAAUUUCCUGAUUUUAAUGUCAUUCUUUAUUGGGAUUAUACAUAUUCGGAUUCAUUUUGUACU